Molecule: messenger RNA, 1558 nt
Organism: Glycine soja
Lineage: Eukaryota; Viridiplantae; Streptophyta; Magnoliopsida; Fabales; Fabaceae
Exons: 7
Coding region: 318-1229 (303 amino acids)
Cellular component (GO): mitochondrion
Molecular function (GO): protein-containing complex binding
Source: RefSeq, a predicted model, not a curated record
UUUUUUGGAAUAUCAGUAUGAUUUUUAUCAACUAUAUCAAUCAUUAUCAAUUAUUGUUGGUUCCUUACCAUAUUCUAGUUAGCUACCAAUCGAAAAAAAAAAAAAAAAAGUCAAGCGUUUACACUAGAGUUAAAAGAACGAGGAAAAAUUACAAUUGUAGAAGAGAGAAAAAGGCAAUUAGUACCAAAUUGAGUGGUUUUAAAAUUUUACAAGAGGACCAACAAAUUAUACGCCCCUUAAAUAUAGCGUGGUGGAAUGUCCAACUUCCAUUCAUUCAUUCUUCUUCUCUUCUUCUGGAGCUAAGUGCCUAAGCUUAAAUGGCGUCGUUUUUGUCUUCUCUCCCUGCCGUUUCCGCUCGUCCCAUCCCCACUAGUGCCUUCCCUCUCAGAAAACCUCUCUUUCAAACUCCACCCACCUUGCAUUUCAAAAAUCAUAGGUUUGCCGUUAGCUGCAGUUACGCAGAAGCAGGUGUCAACGCUGAUUCUAGCUCUAACACCAUAGAUGUUGUGGCUGAUGUUAGAAGUGAACGGAUUGUAGUCUUGGGAGGAAAUGGCUUUGUUGGUUCUGCCAUAUGCAAGGCAGCAGUGUCCAGGGGCAUAGAAGUAAUAAGCCUAAGCAGGUCAGGGCGACCUACUUAUUCGGAUGCUUGGGUAGACCAAGUUACUUGGAUUUCAGGAGAUGUUUUCUAUGUAAACUGGGAUGAAGUACUUGUUGGAGCUACCGCAGUUGUUUCAACACUUGGAGGUUUUGGUAGUGAGGAACAGAUGAAAAGAAUUAAUGGCGAGGCUAAUGUUGUGGCUGUGAAUGCUGCAAAGGAAUACGGAAUUCCCAAAUUCAUCCUGAUCUCUGUUCAUGAUUAUAACUUACCAUCAUUUUUACUUUCAUCUGGGUACUUUACGGGAAAGAGGAAAGCAGAAUCCGAGGUUCUCUCCAAAUACCCCAAUUCAGGUAUUGUCUUAAGACCUGCUUUCAUAUAUGGGAAGAGGAGAGUGAAUGGUUAUGAGCUUCCUUUGGAUUUGGUAGGGGAGCCAGCAGAAAAAAUUCUACGAGCAAUAGAGAACUUCACCAAACCUUUAAGUUCUCUUCCUGCAUCUGAUUUACUCUUAGCUCCACCUGUUAGUGUUGACGAUGUUGCGCUGGCUGUUAUCAAUGGUGUCACAGAUGAUGACUUCUUUGGUGUUUUUACAAUUGACCAGAUCAAGGACGCUGCCAAUAAAGUACGGGUAUGAAUAUGAUCCGGAUAUAGUCAAACGAGAUAAACCUGCAAUUACAAUAAUUGUACAGUCAGGGAGUAACUACAAUGAGGCCAUUUUCCUUGUGUUAAUACCGGUGGCAGCUUUUGGAGCACAAUCUUUUUUAAAUUUUAAGGGAGUAGUGUGUGACUGUGUGAGGAGAAUGGUGUUUAAAACAAUACUAAAUGUAAUAAAUGAGGUUCAUAUCUUCUUUUGUUGUCCAAGUAUUGUUAGUUUAUGAUUCGGACCAUUCUCGUGCCUGUAAAUUCUCAAACCUUCUAGCGAACUAGUGAUUUAAUUAGAGGCUAACUUGUUAGAUUUGUAAA